GAAACAUAAAAAUUCUUACUAAGUUCAGUUUGUAAAUUAUUCACUCUAUGGUGUUUUGCUAAUAAGAAUCUCGAUGACUUUUCGUUUUAAAUAAAAUGCUGAAUUUUCUAAUAUAUUUUUGUGAUAUACAAUAAAAGUAUUCCAACAGAAAAUAUAUUGAUACUGAACAAGCAUAGUUUUAUGAUGUCAGUGACAUAACUCUCUCGUUCUAAAUAGUGGAUUUAAGAGCUUUGUUAAACUUAAGAUUAGUAAUAUAAAUACCUCAUAUAGUACCGGCAAUCCUGGUGCCAAGAAGUGUCUGUUUCGACGACAUUUUCUGGCGAAAAUGAAUCGCCAUGAAGGAGUCAGCUGUGAUUCUUGUUUGAAAAAUAACUUCAGAGGACGACGAUACAAAUGCUUGAUUUGCAUCGAUUAUGACUUGUGCGCAGCCUGCUAUGAGUCCGGCGCUACCACAAACCAACACACUACAGAGCACCCAAUGCAAUGCAUUCUAUCUAGAAGUGACUUUGAUCUGUACUAUGGUGGCGAGGCAUUAACCUUGGAACAACCGCAAGCAUACACAUGUCCAUUCUGCAAUCGGAUGGGCUUCACUGACACAACACUCAUGGAGCAUGUUACCGCAGAACAUGCAGAUACUACAUUGGCUGUGGUGUGUCCAGUAUGUGCUUCGAUGCCUGGUGGGGAACCAAAUUUUGUGACCGAUGACUUUGCCGGACAUCUUACAUUGGAACAUAGGACUGGUCCUAGAGAUCUCAUUUCGUUUCUAAUAUCCUUUUAA
Molecule: messenger RNA, 778 nt
Organism: Spodoptera exigua (beet armyworm)
Lineage: Eukaryota; Metazoa; Arthropoda; Insecta; Lepidoptera; Noctuidae
Source: the annotation of a GenBank genome assembly